Notothenia coriiceps (black rockcod) is the source of this 2446-nucleotide messenger RNA. RefSeq names its product ZZ-type zinc finger-containing protein 3-like. The record is from RefSeq and is a predicted model, not a curated record. NCBI's taxonomy places the organism in Eukaryota, Metazoa, Chordata, Actinopteri, Perciformes, Nototheniidae. The transcript is spliced from 7 exons. Bases 89 to 2446 code for a protein of 785 amino acids.
GCAUGUAUCUGUUUGUUUUGCAGGUGCCCACAUUCUGCUGCAGAGGAGAGAGCACCAGGAUGAGGAGACUGUAGGCACCCGCCGUAGUAUGGCCGCGUCCCGUUCCUCGCGUGUCACAAGGUCUUCAGUGGGGCUCAAUGGAUUGGAUGAGAACUUUUGUGGUCGAACCCUCAGGAACCGCAGCAUCGCCCAGCCGGAGGACACCUCGGUUUCUCCGGUGCCAAGGGCCCGCUCGCCCAAGAAGAAGCAGGACGGCAAGCAGGAGUCGAAACAGGACACCAAACAAGACGUUAAGCAGGACGUUAAACAGGACUCGCAGCAGGACACCAAGCACGAGGCAAAGCAGGACGCUCAGCAGGACGCUCAGCAGGAUGGCCUGUUGGAGGAAAAGUUGACUGACUCGAAUGCUUCUCCGGCUGAGGCGGAGCAUUGGAACAGCUCCAGGAAACGGAGCGCAUCCUGUUUAGAAAAAGACAUUAGUCCUGAGAAGUCGGAGAACUGUGACAGAGGGAAGGGCUCGCGGGACGCCUGUUCUCAAAUCAAAAGGGCCAAGCGGUGCUCCCGCUCCGCAGAGUCUCAGGGACACGACGAGGACCCCGAGCCUCUCAAAUCUGACAGUCCAGUGUCUGUCCCGGAGCCUAGCAAGGAAAACAGUUGUGAGGAUUUCCCCAGCCAAAACUCUUCUCCGGCCUCACCUGUCCACAUUAAAGAGGAAGAUGAGCCGCCGGAGGGGAAGGCAGAGGAUGGACACGAGGAGUGUGACAGGGCAACUCGGCCCCCCAAUGCUCACAAGGCCUCCAAUGGACUCAAGGAGAAUAAAGCAGAGGAACCCAACGCACUCACUGAAGAGCCGAGUGCGACCCCCCCCUCUGUCUCCAACACCCCGUUGCUGCUUAACGGCAGUCAGACGGCAGCUCCCUCACCCCCCCACCCCGCUGUGCCUUGUAGAAACUCUGUCCCUCUGCAGGUGGAGGUCUCUGGCUCAGGGGAGUCGCCAGCCUCACCUGCACCAACGUUUGUUCCAAUGGACCCUGUCCCCGAGUUGAUAGUGGCUAAGGUGGAGGAGGUGGAGGUGGAGGAGGUAGAGGUAGAGGUGGAGGUGGACGUGGUGGGGGAACCGUUGUGUGUCUCCCACGAGGAGCAGGUGAUCGAGACGGUGAACGACACCAACGGCCGGCCACUAACACCGCUGCAGGAAGCCACUGCCUCCACCUCCUCCACUAACAUGAACAUUAGUCCAAUCAACAACAACAACUCAGGAGAAACAACACCCCCUCUAGCAACAACCCCCUCCCCGACAGAGCCCGGGUACAACCCCUCAGUAUCCAGCACGCCCCCCUCUUUCACAGAGCUCUAUGAACACAGAUACACCCUGCGGACUUCACCCAGGAGGGCAGCCACCGGGGGCAAGGCCUCCUGCUCCAAGCUCAGCUCUCCUCCUCGAGACAAUGGUCCCCUGAAGGAAGAGGGGGAGGUGGAGCUGCAGGAGGAGGCCUGCCCUAUGGUGGAGGAACCUGCGCCCUCAGGCUCUGUGGGCCCCUCCUGUGAAGGGCCGGUCUCCAUGGCUGAGGACAUUGUGGCCGUGGUGGCUAAAGAGGAGGACCAAAGCAGGGAGGGGACGAGGAGCCAGCCUGCUGAGGAGGAGGAGGAAGAGGAGGAAGAGGAGGAGGAGCCAGACGUGUAUUACUUUGAAUCGGACCACCUGGCUCUUAAACACAACAAAGAUUACCAGAGGCUGCUGCAGACCAUCGGGGUCCUCGAGGCCCAGCGAACACAGGCCAUCCUGGACCUGGAGACGUUGGCACGGCAACAGAGGGAGGCGCUCGCCGAUCCCAUCAGCUUUGUGGAGCAGCUGCAGAAACGGGUUAAUUUGGGUUUGCCGCGUCCUCAGCGAGUCGUGCAGCUCCCUGACAUCGGAUGGGAUCAGUACACCUCAGGCCUCAGCGACUUUGAGAGAGAGUUCUGCGACAAGAAGCGCAAAACCAGGCGGCUAAAGCUGAUCUUUGACCAAGGUUUGCCUGCCCGACCAAAUAGUCCAGUAGAGCCCAAGAAGGAAGGCGAGUCGUCCACCAUGUACUCGUCUCUGCCCACUAGUGACGCUCUGGAGAACAGCAGGCAAGCACAGUUGAUCAGGGGGAGGAUCUCUCAGCCGAACAAGUCCGACACGUUCAACCAGCUGUGGACGGUGGAGGAGCAGAAAAAACUGGAGCAGCUUCUCCUGAAGUUCCCUCCCGAGGAAGUGGAGUCCAGACGGUGGCAGAAGGUCGCUGAUGAGCUCGGCAAUCGAACAGCGAAACAGGUGGCCAGUAGGGUUCAAAAGUACUUCAUCAAACUGACUAAAGCUGGUAUCCCCGUGCCUGGAAGAACACCCAACCUGUGCAUGUACACUAAAAAGGUAUUUAAAGGUUAUUUACUUACAAACCGCUUAACCCCACUGAGUUACUAA